This is a messenger RNA of Elephantulus edwardii (Cape elephant shrew), 2658 nucleotides long. Its product is annotated as zinc finger protein 850-like. Bases 1 to 2658 code for a protein of 885 amino acids. Gene Ontology annotation, biological process: regulation of transcription by RNA polymerase II. NCBI's taxonomy places the organism in Eukaryota, Metazoa, Chordata, Mammalia, Macroscelidea, Macroscelididae. Gene Ontology annotation, cellular component: nucleus. The record is from RefSeq and is a predicted model, not a curated record. Gene Ontology annotation, molecular function: DNA-binding transcription activator activity, RNA polymerase II-specific; RNA polymerase II cis-regulatory region sequence-specific DNA binding. The transcript has 7 exons.
AUGAGGGUGGUGGUCCGUGCCUGCGUGCACAUCCAGGCAGUGUCUCCUCCACUCAGGGCCUCUUUCUGCUGCGGAGCUCAGUCCGUGUGCGUGUGGGCUCUGCUCCCGCCUACACACGGCUGUGUCUCUGCGUCGUCCGUCCUGGUGGCCACGCAGGCACUAUGUCUGUGCAGGCCCCUGUCGCUGGUCCUCAACCUCCGGUCCUCCCUGCUCCGUGACCGCGGGCUCCCUUCCCGAGUCCGAGGGGCCCAUUCCCACCGUCCGAUCGUUGGCGGUUUGAGCCCCGGGCCUGCCUUUCCUCUCCGAGCGCCGCCGCCCCUUCGCACCAGUCCUCCCCCUGCAGCUUCUGCGGCCCGGUGUCCGGAGCGGCCCUGCGCGCGUCCCUGGGCCCGGAGUCCAUCCGACGUCACGGUAGAUGAAAGCCCUGGCAGUGCAGAGGGGCCUUAUCUGUGUAAGACGUGUGGAAAAGCCUUCACUUCUUUCUCAGACCUAAGCAGACAUCGUAGACUUCACACCCGAGAGAGACGUCACGCAUGCCAGGACUGUGGGAAAACGUUUUCCCAGCUCGGUAAUUUACAUAUUCAUAGAAGGAUGCAUACAGGCGAGAGACCCUAUGAAUGUAGUGACUGUGGCAAAACCUUUUCUCUCUCCUCUGUUCUCACGGCACAUAGAAGAAUUCACACAGGAGAGAGGCCUUAUGAAUGUCAGCACUGUGGCAAAACCUUUAAACAGUCCUCUGUUCUCAUUGCCCAUAGAAGAAUCCACACUGGAGAGAGACCCUAUGAAUGUCAGGACUGUGGGAGAACCUUUACCCAGUUAUCUGUUCUCACUGCCCAUGGAAGAAUUCACACUCGAGAGAGACCUUACGCAUGUCAGGACUGUGGGAAAACAUUCUCACAUUUGAUAAGCUAUCAGCACGGUAAAAUUCACACAGGAGAGAAACCUCAUGGAUGUCAGGACUGUGGGAAAACGUUUUCACGAGCAGACCACCUCCUCGCACAUAGAAAAGUCCACACAGGAGAGAGACCCUAUCGGUGCAAGGCCUGUGGCAAAACAUUCACACACUCAGGUUCCCUGAGUAAACAUAAACGACUUCACACGGGAGAGAGACCUCACGAAUGCAAAGAAUGUGGGAAGACAUUUUCACAGGCGGGUCAACUCGUGGCCCACACAAGGAUUCACACAGGAGAGAGGCCUUAUCACUGUGUGGACUGUGGGAAAACCUAUAGUCAGUCCUUUGCUCUCCUAGCACAUAGAAGAGUCCACACAGGAGAGAGACCUUAUGAAUGUCAGCACUGUGGGAAAACGUUUCUGCGAUCAGAUAGCCUCACGAAGCAUACAAGAGUUCACACUCGAGAGAGACCCUAUGAAUGCAUAGACUGUGGGAAAGCAUUUUCCUAUGCACGCCAGCUCCUUGCACAUAGAAGAGUUCACACAGGAGAGAGACCUUACGCGUGCAAGGACUGUGGGAAAACAUUUUCACACGCGUGGCACCUCCUGACACAUAGAAGACUCCAUACAGGAGAGAGACCCUAUGAGUGUCAGGAGUGUGGCAAAACCUUUAAUUGGCCAGCUAUUCUGACAGCCCACCGGAGAAUUCACACAGGAGAGAGACCUUACAAAUGUCAGGACUGUGGGAAAACGUUUUCACGUCCGGGGACAUUAACUAAUCAUAGAAGAAUUCAUACAGGAGAGAAGCCGUAUGAGUGCAAGGAAUGUGGGAAAACAUAUUCACAGUUAGGUCAUUUGCAAAGACAUAUCAGAACUCACACAGGAGAGAGGCCUUAUCAGUGUCAGGAAUGUGGGAAAACCUAUAAGGACAGCGCUGGCCUCUAUAUCCAUCGAAGAAUCCACACAGGAGAGAGGCCCUAUCAGUGUAAGGACUGUGGGAAAACAUUCCUGCGCCCCUGUGACCGAAGUCUCCACAGAAGGGUUCACAGACCCGAAAAACCGUAUGCGUGUAAGGAAUGUGGGAAAACCUUCAAACGCUCCGGGGCGCUCACGGUUCAUAGACUCGUUCACGAAGGGGAGAGACCUUACAAGUGUCAGGACUGUGGAAAAUCGUUUUCACGAUCAGACAGACUCACCAAACAUCGACGACGCCACACAGGGGAGAGACCCUAUGAAUGCCAGGAAUGUGAGAAAAAGUUUACGACGUUGGCAUCUCUCACUGUACAUGCCAGAGUCCACACAGGAGAGAGACCGUACGCAUGUCAGGACUGUGGGAAAACAUUUUCCCAGUCCAGUCAGCUCACUGUGCAUAGAAGAAUCCACACGGGAGAGAGACCUUACGAAUGUCAGGACUGCGGGAAAACAUUUUCACAAUCGAGUCACCUCACGGUGCAUAGAAGAAUUCACACAAGACAGAAACCCUAUGAAUGUCAAGAAUGUGGAAAAGCAUUCUUAUACAAAAGUGACCUCAAUACACACAGACGAAGUCACACAGGAGAGAGGCCUUAUGAAUGUCAGGAAUGUGGGAAGGCGUUUUCACACUCCGGUCACCUCAAUAUUCAUAAACGCAUUCACACAGGAGAGAGGCCUUACCGUCUCCAGCUCCUCGAUCUGUCCAGAUGUGAGAAGAUCACAGACGUGGCUCUGCAGAGGAUCUCCACGGCCCUGGAGAUCCUGGCAUCUCAGCCCAAUGCCGUCGACCUCUGA